Dimorphilus gyrociliatus is the source of this 928-nucleotide messenger RNA. The record is from the annotation of a GenBank genome assembly. Lineage: Eukaryota; Metazoa; Annelida; Polychaeta; Dinophilidae.
UCAUACUAUAUCAUAAAGUUGAUUAUAUCGCACUUGCCCUCUUUAUUAGGGUUGCUGAUUGAUCUCGACGGUCAUGAAUCGAAACAAUCAUCAAGGAUUUAACCUCUUAGAAAUAAGUUCGGAUUCAGACGAACCGGAAAACUUCGAAUUACCUCCUCUUAAAUUGCGUCCACCGAAUAACAAGAAAAAAAAGAAUAAAAUGUCCGACUUUAAUUCUUCCCAACGAUGCAACAAUUUUACUGUAGUGUCAGUGUUGCUCUACUUAGUUUUGGUAGCCGUUACAAUUACUGCAAUAAUCUAUGUCACAAGAAUAAAGUCCGAAUUUGAAGAAUAUAAGACUAUUACGGAUAAGAAGCUCAAGAAUCUAGAAAAAUUGAGAAUUGAUCAGUCGUCUAAUCAAGAGUCUGAAUCAUCACAACAAUCUGAAGAAAUGAAUAAGCGACUUAAAGCCGUUGAAAGCCAAAUUAAACUACAAAUUAAUGAUACAAAUUUGCAACAAAAAUUGAAAAUCUAUUCUCGAAAUAUUACAACAAGUCUAUUGAAGUCAGUCAAGGAUAUUAAAAAUCAAAUUGAACACAUCAAUUCUUCGUUAGAGAAGACAAAACCUAUAGAUAUAGAGAAAAUUACGAUUGAUCUCUUAAAGGAUAGCCAGUUUAUUGGAAAUAUUGUUAAUAAGACAAGAGGUGAUAUGACACCAAAUGUUGCUUUCAACGAAACUAUUAUAAAUACACUUAUUGAAGGAAAAAUUGCUAAUUAUUCUAAGACUUUUGCAGCAGAUAUCAAAAAGCUAAACGAACGGAUAGAAUCAAUCCAAUAUAAUAUAACUGAACUAUACACGGAUAUAUAUAGCAAAGUUACGCUUUUUCGAACUGAAAGUCCUACUGAAUCGUCUAACGAUGCCACUUCAACUGUGAAUAAUGAAAUUUAA